CAGCAGCAGCAGCAGCGAUGGUGGUGGCGGCGGCUGGGGGGGAGGGAGUGUGGUCGUGGAGAGAGCCACAGUCUACCAAACAGUCCGGUCUGUGGCGCACGUUGCCAGUCCUCGCUCUCUCCACCACACGUGCACCAUCUCCUCUCGCCUCCUACACACACACACACCUACGCCACUAGGGAUGAACAUAGCGACCGGUGGAGUGACUUUGGGUGUCGCUAAGUUGGUUGUGUAACAGAGAAAGACAAUGAAUUAGUUGAUAUUUUGUUUUUGUGUUGUUUACAUUCUGUUUACACAUUUUACGGAGACAUUAUUUAAGUAAACAAAGACAGGCGGAUAACUUGUCAGACGACAAGACAGUGAGGGAGUUAUCUUUCAGUUAGAGGAAGUUAUCCCGGCUUGCAACCUUCAGUACACCGCGCUAGGCCGAUACUGGGAUUGAAAUUAUCAACAACGUGUUCGUUUCCUUAGUGCCAUGGCUGACUUAGACGAUGUUCAACACUCCCUUCUGUCACAGGAAGAGGAGAUUGAGCUCCAGUUUGGUAACAAUGGGAGCGGCGUUACGGACCGCACGACCAGCCAUGAUGGUAAUUCGGUGAGGUUCACCUACAGCAGUUUUGGUCAAGGAAUGGAUAACCUGACUAGGAAGGUCGCGCCAGGCUUGAAAGAACACGUUACCGAUGCACGCACCAGAGAAAACGGUAACACAGCGGACACCAGAGAAAACGGUGAUGCAGCGGAGACUAGAGAAAACGAAGAUAUCGUGAGGCGAGUGAGGAGUGACGAUACUCUAGAGGCUCGCGCUACCAUCAAACGCUUGGAGUUCAAGCGGAGUAGGAACUAUCGUCGGUCCCUACAGUUCAUCGACGAUACCCCGGAUAGUCAGAUGGACGAUGACUCGGGCACCUUCUCCCCCCAGACGGUGGGGAAGCUGGUGAGCGGCUCCAUUCACAGGUCGGCGGAGAGCAGACGCAGUUACAGGGAGGAUAGUAAAGAGGACGAGAAGGAGGUAAGUGUAUUAAGAUUAUUAGUUCACCCUUUCCAUCCGGUUAUAAUUCCUUACGUCAGACUGCAAGCAGCGGUGUCCAACAGCCUCGUUGACCAGACUACCAACCACAUCUGGUCGGGGACCGGGACGCUGGUGGACAUUGAUCCUCGGAAUCAUCUCCAGGUAAGGUUCCACUUUCCGGUGCAGAAGGCCUGGCCGUCUCCAGCAUGCAGGCCACAACAGUCGCACGACUCCCAGGUUUUAAUUUACUGCCCAAACGUCUUCGUUCUGGGCGGGGAUCGAACCUGGGACCUUUAGGGUUUGAUCCGACUGCGUUGAUCACUGACUGUUGGUUUAGUAUUUAUUGACAUUUAUAUUUUUAUGUCAUUGUAUUUUCCAGUUAUAAUAUAUGGAUAAUCAAUUACCAGGAGAAAAAUACACUAGUUUCCCAUCAUUCUCUCCAUAAUAGUUUUCU
This is a messenger RNA of Procambarus clarkii (red swamp crayfish), 1463 nucleotides long. Lineage: Eukaryota; Metazoa; Arthropoda; Malacostraca; Decapoda; Cambaridae. The record is from RefSeq and is a predicted model, not a curated record.